GAAGAGGAGGAUGGAGGGGGAGAGGCGGAAAUGGAGGUGAAAGGGCAGAGAGAGGGGAUGUGGGAAGAAUUGGAGAGCAUGCUGCAGAUGAAAGAGAAGGGGCGAGAAGGGGGAUGGCAGAAAUGGGUGUAAGGAGAGGAGGAUAUAGUGUGGAUAGAAGAGGAGGUAGAGGGGGUGAAAGAAGAGAUGGUGUGAGAGACAGACAAGAGAGGAAUGGAGGAAGAUCUAAUUCCACAGGCAGAGUUGGGGCGCCACAGGGCAACGGACUGGGCUAUAAAACACUGGAAGAACUCUCUCAAAAAGACCCAUCUGUAGUGGCCAUCACCCUGUCCGCUAAACCCGCCCUACGAGAUGUCCUAAAUGAGACAACAAUGAGGAAGGACCUUGUCGAACUCCUCUGCCUGGUGCUGAGUAAAGCCUUCAAAGCACGGACAGACAGAGGCACCCUGCAGCACCUGGCCGGCAUCAUAAAAGAUUCAGGGUUCUUCCGCGCCGUCCUGCCCUUCUAUCUUGUGGGCAUGGAGUCAGAGUUCAAUGCUGAGCGCAGAGCACAAUACCCACAACAUCUGGAAAACAUCCUGGCUAUUCUGUCAGAGGUCCUCAGCAUAUUCCCUGCUAGCUCUGUCCAGGUAGUGAGGUUGCUACUGACGCAGCUCCAAGCCUCCAUCAACAGCCUGAAAACAUCAGGAGUGGAAAUCCAACCUCAAGUUGAGGAGAGUGUGGAGGGUCUUCAUGUCCUGAUCAGGCACCUUCAGGAGAAAUCCAGGGAGGGUACCCUGCGCUCAGACAAGGACACUUAUGCCCUCCUAACCCCAGGAGUUGAUAAUCCAGGUGAAGAAGACCAGCAAGAUUACAGGACCAUACCCAUAUACCCAACUCAUGAGGAGCUCCACCAGGCCGCCAGGCCCUUCCUUAGACCUAACCUCACCUCUCAGCGCUACACAAACACCCACAUCUACCUUGACACGCACUUCCGGCUGCUGAGAGAGGACUUUGUGCGGCCACUCCGUGAGGGGAUCCAGCAAUUGCUUUGGAACCAAAUGGCCAUGGGAAGAAAUGACAAUCCGCUGAAGAAGAAACGCUUUGACGAUAUCAGAGUAUAUUGUGACACAAGACUGGUGGUGCCCAAAUGCACACACACUGGCCUUGCCUACAUCGUCCAGUUCGACAUUCAGCCACUUAUGUUUGUGCGCUGGCAGAACUCCAAGAGGCUGAUCUACGGUUCCCUGGUCUGCCUGUCUUCUGACAAUUUUGAGACAUUUUUGUUUGCCACAGUGUCAGAUCGGGAUCCCAAAGACCUGCAGAAGGGACAGGUCCAGAUUAGCUUUACUGAAGAAAGCAGAUUGAUGUUGGCUGGAAUUCAGAAAGAUCAGUUGUUCCUGAUGGUUGAGACUACUGCCUACUUUGAGGCCUAUCGUUACGUUCUAGAUGGCCUACAGGAGCAAGAGGAGGACAGUCUGCCCUUUCAGAGGUACAUAGUGGAGUGCAGCACAGACGUGCAUCCCCCAGCUUAUCUGCGAAGAAGAGAUACUUAUGACCUGUCAUCCAUUGCUGACCCUGACUACAAGGACCACAUACGGCCCUUUCACAGCCGGGACGAAAAGGCCUGGCCAGGAAUGGAGGAGCUGGGGCUGGAUGAGUCUCAAAUGCAAGCCUUCCAGCUGGCCCUGACGAAGGAGCUGGCCAUCAUACAGGGACCUCCUGGCACUGGAAAAACCUACGUUGGCCUUAAGAUUGCUCAGGCUCUGUUGACCAAUCAGGAACUUUGGAGAAGUAAAUUGGACACAGUUCCAAUGCUGGUAGUGUGUUACACCAACCAUGCCCUGGAUCAGUUCCUUGAGGGUAUUCAUAAAUUUCUGAAAGACGGCAUAGUGAGAGUGGGGGGCCGCAGCAACAGUGAGAUCCUGAAGCGUUUCAAUCUAAGGGAGCUGACCCACUCGGCUAACUUCAAACGUUCGCUGCCGUCUCACCUGCGUAAUGCAUUUAAUGAGAUUUACAAGCAGCUGUGUCAGGAGGAGAGGGGAAUCGAGAUGCACAGUAUGAGGCUGGAGUGUUCUCUGAAAGGUGUCCUACGUGAAUACUUCUUACAGAAGUACAUUUUGGGCAGACACUGGGACAGUCUGCACCAACCACCUACACAGGAUGGUUUUGAGAUCUGGACUGAGAAGAAGCCCAGUUUGAUGAUGGAUUGGUUGGGUUUGGGUUCCACCACCUUCCUGCAGAGGGAGACAGAGAAUGCAAAUGGAAAUGAAGAUAUAGAAGCAGAGGAAGCAGAAGAAGAAGAGGACCUCAUUGAAAUCGCAGAGGAAGCAGAUCUUAUCCAGGCGGAGCGGAUUAUUGAAGACAACAUUGGUCCCAGAGCUGGAAGAAGAGAUAGAGAUAGAAGAAACAAGGGAGACACUCAGGAGGUUGUCAGAGAAGUCGAAGAACUAAUGCUGGCAAUGAACUUGGAUAAAUCUGAAAUACGGGCUGAGCAGAGCGAGGAAGGAUUUGAGAUACAGCGCAAACAGAAGAAAAAGAUGAAGAGCAAAAUCAGGAAAGAGGUGAGGAAGAGCUCGACUAUGACUGAACUUGAGGAACAUGCUGUCUUGGAUAUUUGGACCCUGAGCCUGCCAAACAGAUGGAGACUCUAUCGGUUGUGGGUGGCGCGCUACAGGGCAGAACUUUGCGCCAAAGUCUUCGAGUCUGAGCAGGCCUAUCAGAACACAGUGGACAGAUUGGCUGAUGUAAAACGCCAUGAGAACCUUUGCCUCCUCAAAGAAGCCACGGUUAUUGGCAUGACAACAACAGGGGCGGCCAAGUUCCGUAAAGUUCUGCAGGAAGUGCGUCCACGUCUGGUGAUAGUAGAAGAGGCUGCAGAGGUUCUUGAGGCCCACACGAUCACCACACUGAGCGAAGCAUGCCAACACCUCAUCCUCAUCGGAGACCACCAACAACUGCGCCCCAGUGCCACAGUAUACGAACUUGCUAAGAACUUCCACCUGGAGAUGUCCAUGUUUGAGAGGCUUGUGAAGAUGGGACUUCCUUUUGUCAGACUCAACUACCAGCAUCGUAUGAGGCCAGAAAUUGCCUGUCUACUGACCCCACACAUCUACUCAGAGCUGGAAAACCAUCCCUCUGUUUUUGACUAUGACAACAUCAAGGGCCUUAAUACCAAUUUAUUCUUCGUGGAGCACAACCACCCAGAAGAAGAGAUCAAAGAUGGUAGAAGCCAUCAAAACCGGCAUGAGGCAAUGUUUGUAGUCGCUCUUUGUCGCUAUCUUCUCUUUCAAGACUACAAACCAGAGCAAAUUACCAUCCUCACAACCUAUACUGGCCAGCUUCACUGUCUGCGCAAACUUAUGCCUGCUAGCGAGUUCACAGGGGUCAAAGUUCACGUGGUGGACAAGUACCAGGGAGAGGAGAAUGACAUCGUCUUGUUGUCUCUGGUCCGCAGCAACCAGCAGCGUAAAGUUGGUUUUCUGAACAUUCCCAAUCGUGUCUGUGUAGCCUUGUCUCGUGCCAAGAAAGGUCUUUACUGUAUUGGCAACAGUGCAAUGCUAGGACAGGUCAAACUGUGGAGCAACAUCUUCUACACCUUGAGGGAGAAGAACCAGAUUGGGGAUGCUCUGACUCUGUGCUGUCAGAAUCAUCCAGAUCGACAGAUAAGAGCGUCAUGUGCUGAAGAUUUUAAACAAGCGCCUGAGGGUGGCUGCACCCAGCCUUGCAACUUCCGUUUGGAUUGUGGCCAUGUUUGCUCAAGUGUCUGCCACCCCUACGACCCUGAACACAAGAAGUACAAGUGUGUCAAGAAGUGCCAGAAGAUUUUAUGCAAACUGGGACACAGGUGCACACUUGUGUGCCACAGAGCAUGUCCAGAGAAAUGUGCAGUUAAGGUUGAGAAGAUCAUACCCCAGUGUCAACACACGCAGAUGGUUCCUUGCCACCAGGACCCGAAGACCUUUACGUGCCAGGAGCCUUGCCAGAAGUUGCUUCACUGUGAACAUCCAUGUGAUUCAGUUUGUGGAGAACCAUGCACCAUUAAGUGCAAAGUGAAGGUCAACUUAAAACUAAGGUGCGGCCACAGCCAGCAAGAUGCUUGCUUUUACAAAACACAAAUAGAGGGGCCUGAAUGUAGGACCCCUUGUAAGCAUCAGCUAAAAUGUGGCCAUGCGUGUCGUGGUAACUGUGGCAAGUGUUAUCAGGGAAGGUUCCAUUUCCCAUGUUUUCACCAGUGUGAGCGUCUCCUGGUUUGCUCUCACAAGUGCAGGGAGCCUUGCACUCGUGAUUGCCCCCCCUGUCUGAGACCAUGUGAGAACUGCUGCAUCCACAGCAAGUGUAUGAAGCCAUGUGGACAGCCCUGUGCUCCAUGCAUUGAGCCCUGCGCUUCGCAGUGCCCUCAUCAAAGCUGCAGUAAACUUUGCCAUGAGCCAUGUGAUCGUCCACCAUGCACCCAACCCUGUGCCAAGACCCUGGAUUGCGGCCAUCCAUGCAUAGGUCUGUGUGGAGACAAAUGUCCUAAAAAAUGUCGCAUCUGUCAUCACAAUGAGGUCACAGAGAUUUUCUUCGGCACAGAGGAUGACCCUGAGGCUUACUUCAUUGAGCUAGAGGACUGUGGGCACAUCAUUGAAUACACAGCCAUGGACACAUACAUGGCGAUGGAUGACAACCAACAGGGAAAUGAAGGAGAGCAGGUUGCCAUAAAACUGAAGGAAUGUCCAAAGUGUCGAACUCCAAUCCGCAAAAAUCUACGCUAUGGAUCUCACAUCAACAACAGUCUAGCUGAGAUAGAGAUGGUAAAGGUGAAGAUAAAUGGACGUCAGGCAGACAUUGAAGCAUACAGGAAGAACCUUCAAGAUCAAUGGAAGGACAACCUUCUCACCUAUAAAAUGGAUCAGCAAGAUGAAUAUAUGUAUAUCAAGGUCCGACUGGGAAAAACGUAUCUCACAGCAAAUGAUCUGUGGGUCUUGGAAAACAAGAUGGAUUUCCUAGUAAGAGUUGAAAAGCUUAAGAAGAUCCAAAGUGAAAAAGUGUCAUUGAUGCAAAGACAACAAUUGCGAAAGUAUGUUGAUGAGUUUGUGUGCUGGCUCACGAAUGGCCACCAAAGAUUCACAGACCAGCAGGUCUUUGAUUUGCAGAGAGAGCUACAGAGACUCUCUCACCUGACUGAACUCAGUGCCCGUUGUGAUAUGGCAAACAAGAGAGGACAAAGUGCCAAAAUUCAGUCUGAGGUACAAACAAUAAGAGAGCUUUUGGAAAGGUCUGGCCAAUUCACGGAAGAAGAUGAACUCAGAGUCAAAGAAGCCAUGAAGGACCUAGACAACAAGGUUCCAUCCACAGGCUUGGGGAUCACUGAGGAGGAGAGAAAGAUGAUCGUCUCGGCUAUGAAAAUGCCACCUGGGCACUGGUACAAAUGUCCUAAUGGCCAUGUCUACCUUAUAACAGAGUGUGGAGGUGCUACGGUGAGUCGACGCUGCACUGAUUGUGAUGCUACUAUUGGUGGGGCCAAUCACAGAUUGGAAAGUAACAAUCAAGUCGCCUCUGAGAUGGAUGGGUCACGGCACCCUGCUUGGUCUGAAGCCAACAACUUUGUAAACUUUGGUCAACUUGACCUCUAACAGCCACCUGAGAGAGGUCUGUUGUUGCCUUGCCAGUCCCAUCUGUUGGAGGCAGUACCUAUGAGUGGCAAUAGGUUAUGAUUUUACAGUAAUGACCACUUGAAGUUGUGCCGAACUUGCAGGAACCAAAAAUUACUGUACACAGGGUAAAUAAAGGGAGAUAAUGCAGCUGCCUAUUUCACUUUGCAUCAAUAAAGUGCAUCACUUAGGAGAUGGAUGGGACAGAGCACUGUUUAUGAAAAUCUUCUUGCAUGAAAUUGACUCUCGAAAUCCUCUAUUGAAAAUACAGAUCUACUUAGUAUUAGAGCAAUAAUCUGAGACACUUCUAUUAACAAAUAUCCACUUUGCUCAAUUCUAUCAUAAUUUUGUCACACUGUAUUGACUUGUAGUUCAUGGAAGCUUUAACAUUUGCUGCUUUAGCCAUACUAGUUAUGUUUUAAAAAUGCUUUGCUUGUACCAAGGAUCUAUAACAUGUCAAAGAAAAUAUUAUGGGUUAUAGUUUUUAAUGCUAAAUUAUUUAGUCAAAUAUCUACUUUGACCCUUUCAUUUGUUCAAGCCUCUUUGUGUAAGUAAUAGUUGUCCUGUGCCUUAACAAUAGGUGGCAGUAAAACACUGUAAAAGAAAAUACAGAUAAAUGAUUUGAUAGUUAUGCUUGCAACUUGCUCAAAUGGAAUAAAACGUAUGUGAAUCUUGAA
This is a messenger RNA of Dicentrarchus labrax (European seabass), 6292 nucleotides long. It is a transcript of the gene znfx1, whose product is annotated as zinc finger, NFX1-type containing 1. Gene Ontology annotation, molecular function: helicase activity; zinc ion binding. The transcript has 17 exons. Gene Ontology annotation, biological process: regulatory ncRNA-mediated heterochromatin formation. Bases 114 to 5597 code for a protein of 1827 amino acids. The record is from RefSeq and is a predicted model, not a curated record. Gene Ontology annotation, cellular component: nuclear RNA-directed RNA polymerase complex; nucleus. NCBI's taxonomy places the organism in Eukaryota, Metazoa, Chordata, Actinopteri, Moronidae.